CCUAUAUACUUGCGUACACCUCGCUCUCUCUGUGUAUCUCUCUUUCCCCCCCCCCCCUGGUCCUUUUCUGGGAGGGGGGGCUUGGCUAGGGGUGUCCAUCGGCUAAGGUUAGAAAUAUGAACUACAGAGACAGUGAGACACCUAGGGACUAGGACUUUGAUGCAGUCACGCGAAUACUACCGCUGAAUAAAGACACUGAAGGUCCCAUCAACCCUAGCCUUGGAUCUUUCUGUGCUACUUUUACCCCACCGAUGUCCAUCGCCUGGUCCAUACACCAACGUUACUUUCUCGUCGAUAUGUCGCCGAAGAAUAAGAGCCACUGCAAUACCUCCAGGAACACAAGAGCUCCGAACCCGGUUUGGAGAAAGGCCCGCCUUCUGCCUCGUUCUGUCAGAGAGAUCAACAUACGCUGGAGGAAGACCAACUCUUUGAGAAAACGAUACAUGGGAUUGUGAUAUCGUGCCAGAGAUUGUGGUCGCUGAGUACCGCUGCGCCAGCCUCUUGUCACAACACACACAGGCACAUUCAUCACCCACAAAAUUUCUAGUUCCUCAAUGCAGCGGACAAGGCUUGUCGAGAGGCUCUUCAUGUUGGAACUGUCCAUGGGUACAACUUCAUGAAUGCGUUUAUACCUCGGUAACUUUGAGACCUCCCCCUCCCUAACACUGCCAGCACACCAAAAUCUUGUGAUGAAUCUCUUCUUCUUGCUUGUUGCAAACUUGAUGGCUCUUUAAGCCCUCUAUGGUUCCUCUAAACCCUGCAGCUGACACUGGUGGGCAAGGAUUGUACGGUAAUUGUCCUCCUUGACAUGAUUAAAAAGUAAUGGACUUGCUGGGUAAACAACGGCGAUGACGUAUAUGUGUAUACUGCAACCCGCUAUUCCUUUCCAGGAUACGCGCAGGGUCCCAUUGUUGCACCACUCCAGAGGGUCCUGUCCACUCUGCCAAUGUGGAAUGUGAUCACCUCAUCUUGUUUAUCCUGACUUGACUAGACACAGACUGCUCGAUCCUCAGCUAAGCCAGCUCAAUUGAUUUGUACAGCCACUCCAUACGCACAUGAACGGACAUACAGACAGAUAUACAUACGCGCACGCGCAUGCGGACGCGCACGCGCACACACACAACACCAUGGGCAUCGACCCUUACCAGAACGCGCUUGGUUCGAGCGCGACUGGGAGCGGCCCAUCCUCAAGCUUCCACACAGGCGUUACAGAUGAUACCAGUGCGCAUGGCCACAAGCGCAAGUUGAAGGCUGAGACGCCCGCUGAGGACAAUAAGGACUCUUAUGCAGCCAAUUACGCAACCAACGAGGCCUAUGAUGGAUACUUGGAAGACGUUCCGCCUAACAAGAAGACGUCUAAGGCGAAGACCGCCGGAGCUGACGGUGGCGAGAAGCGCCUGCGACGGCCCGUCCAACCCCAAACAUUUGUGGCUAGCAGACCUGCUUGCAAGAUGGCUUCAGGGUUAACAUUGGACUAACAUUCUUACGAGAUUCCAGAUUCCGCGACAAACCACCUGCCGCCUUCGCUGCCAUCCUCGAGCGUGCCACGACACAGCGAUUCUUCGUCCUCUCUCGCACCCGAGGCGGCACCCAAGACUGCCCAGAGCUGAACCUGCAAGUUUCCGGCAGCACGGGCAACAUCUACAAUGUCUGCAUCGCCCGUCAACCCACCUGCGACUGUCCUCACGCAAGAGGCCGCAACCAG
Molecule: messenger RNA, 1705 nt
Organism: Cryphonectria parasitica EP155
Lineage: Eukaryota; Fungi; Ascomycota; Sordariomycetes; Diaporthales; Cryphonectriaceae
Exons: 1
Coding region: 1056-1478 (140 amino acids)
Source: RefSeq, a predicted model, not a curated record